Glycine soja is the source of this 1387-nucleotide messenger RNA. RefSeq names its product gamma conglutin 1-like. The annotation marks the transcript as partial. The transcript has a single exon. Lineage: Eukaryota; Viridiplantae; Streptophyta; Magnoliopsida; Fabales; Fabaceae. Gene Ontology annotation, molecular function: aspartic-type endopeptidase activity. The record is from RefSeq and is a predicted model, not a curated record. Gene Ontology annotation, biological process: proteolysis.
ACAUACUCAAAGUCAACUCUUAUUUCUUUCUUCUAUUUCUUCAUCCUAUGUUUACAUGUCCUCAUUGUUUCACCCUCUUUGUCAGCAUCAAAUGAAUUUCCAAAGACCGGAUUCAUCACCCUCCCCAUUAACAUAGAUUCAACCACCCCCCAAUACUUCACAUCAGUAUGCAUAGGAACUCAACGACACAACAUGAACUUAGCCAUUGACCUUUCAGGGAACUACCUGUGGUACGAGUGUGAUAGCCAUUACAACUCCUCCUCUUACAACCCUGUCACGUGUGUCUCCCCACACUGCCCUCAAGGCUCACCAUGCCUUGGAUGCGAUGGCUCCCCUCGUAAGCCAGGUUGCACCAACGACACGUGUGGGUUUGAUGUUGUGAACCCUUUUUCUGACUCCACUUUCAUCGGUGACAUGGGUCAUGAUUUCCUAUUCUUGCCUCAAAUAAAGUUGCCUCAAACUUUUGUUUAUGGCUGCGCAGAAACUUCUAGGUUCUCCUCCAUCCCUAUUCUUUCUGGCCUUGCCAAAGGCAUCAAAGGGAUUCUAGGCCUUGCAAGAACACCACACACAUUACCAUUUCAGAUCUCAUCUUCAUUUAAUGUUCCUCCUAAGUUCACUCUUUGCUUACCUUCUUCUGGUAAGGGCAAACUUUUCAUUGGUGGGAGACCAAGCUCCUCUAUUAUCUCGCUUUCCCAAACUGGAUUCGGUGGCUUUUCUAGCACCGAAUACUUCAUUCAUGUCAACUCUAUCACUAUCAACGACAAACCUGUUAAGUUUGGGGCUUCUUUUUUGUUCCGCGAUGAAAAUGGAAACGGGGGCAGUGUUAUUAGCACCAUGAGUCCUUACACUGUGUUGCACCAUUCCAUCUACAAGCCCUUUGUUAGAGAUUUCGUGGAGGCAGCAACGGCCAAAAACAUAAAGAGGGUGAAAUCCGUGCACCCUUUUGGAGAGUGCUUCGAUGCCAAUACCAUCAAGGAUGGAAAGGCUGUGCCAGAUAUCAAGCUUGCCAUGGAUGGUCGAUUUAGGAAAGUGAGUUAUGGCAUAUGUGCCCACAAUUCCUUGGUUGAAGUGAGAAAAGGUGUGCUAUGUUUGGCAUUUGUUGAUGGAGGUGAAUUCGCGGUAACUGGUGUUGUUCUUGAUGGCCAUCAACUGAGGGAUAGGGUUUUGGAGUUUGAUUUGAGUACCUCAGUUCUAAGCUUUAGCUCAUCCCUUCUGCUUCAAAAUAAAACCUGCUCAGAUCAUUCUUCUCUUUGAUUAAUUAACCUGCUGCCAUCAUUAAUAUACUAAUGUUUUGUUUGCGUUUGUUUUCGUGAAAAAAUAAAAGGCCCACGUGGUGCUGUCAGGUUAACCGUGUGGAUUUUAAGAUGAAAUCCAAGGAUAUUUUUCA